AUGAAUCGCGCGACGUCACGCCAGCUCAUCCUGUUCUGUGCGGUGCUCCUCACUGCUGUCGCGUCAGCAUCGCUCCUCACGCCUCUACUCCCACCCGACGCGCCUGCCUCUCGAACCAAACCCCUUAGGUGGAAGGGGCGGAGAAUGAGUAAGUACGUGGCCAAGCUGCGUCCCACUAAGAUCAAUGGGGGAUUAGUUGGCGACAAAGGUGCAUCAGGGAAAUAUGUCGUUGAAGCAGUGAGGUACUCAGGAACUAACAGCUACAUGUACCUUACCCUCGACGUUAUGAACAUAAAAUCCGGAGGAAAAGCACCCGCCGUAACCAUCUCAGGUUCCUGUGCUGUCAAUGCGCUAGGCGAUACAGGACUUGGGUUCCUGAACAUCACGAGCAGGAAAAGUGGCCGCCGCAAGCGCUACAGCUUCACGUACUCAUUGACUGAAGGGCCCAAAUCUGCAAAGGAGAUACGCACCAUGGUUGCUGAUAAGGUGCUGCCAGCCAGGUUUGUGACAAUUGGGCAUGACAUAAACUUCAUGGCACUGUGCGGAAAGUUCAAAAAGCCGUCUUAG
Molecule: messenger RNA, 567 nt
Organism: Closterium sp. Naga37s-1
Lineage: Eukaryota; Viridiplantae; Streptophyta; Zygnematophyceae; Desmidiales; Closteriaceae
Source: the annotation of a GenBank genome assembly